AUGCAGCUCAAAAUCUGCUUGCCACUCCUUCUCAUCUUGGGUGCCGGAGCCGGCCAUGACCAGGCUACUUUGACUGAUGUUCAUGGGAAGAUUGGCCACAAGAAGAAGCACCACAGGCAUGCAUCCCAUGCGCACAAGAAGCUCCCCAUCAGCGCGGUGGGCAUUGCAUCCACAGUGAACAAGGCUAGCCCGUUGAAGGAGCUUCAUGAGGUGAUUCAGGCUCCAGAGAAGGAUCCAGUGGCUUUGAGCCGAGUAGAAGAUCUCGAGGAGGUCCAGGAACUGCCCGAGGCUGUCGAAACAAAGACGGCAGAAUCCAAGAAGACCAAGCCUGCCAAGGCCAAGGCUCCCCUGAAGGCCCAGGUUGAUCCCUCCAUGCCCUUUACUGAGCUGGAGCCCUUCGGUCGAGAGGCGACAGGCCAAGAACUGACAGAGGCUUCCAUCAGGGAAAGUGACGCGAUGAUCGAUCAGAUUGAAAAGGCCGAGAUUGCAGAGGAGGAGCGCUCGGUCUUCCGGGCGCUGACCCGCCUGCGCGGCGCCGCCUUGGCCUCCUUCGACGGCAUCGCAAGAGCUCAUCAACACAACAUCCAAGAGUAUGCUCUGGAAAACCAGUACCGAAAAGUACAUCCAGUUCAACACCUUGCAGAGGAGGAGGCCGAUGUCUCCCGCUGGGCCUUCCCCUCCAACGCCGAUUGA
This is a messenger RNA of Durusdinium trenchii, 693 nucleotides long. NCBI's taxonomy places the organism in Eukaryota, Dinophyceae, Suessiales, Symbiodiniaceae. The record is from the annotation of a GenBank genome assembly.